Molecule: messenger RNA, 2506 nt
Organism: Dendrobium catenatum
Lineage: Eukaryota; Viridiplantae; Streptophyta; Magnoliopsida; Asparagales; Orchidaceae
Product: putative pentatricopeptide repeat-containing protein At1g17630
Exons: 1
Coding region: 83-2125 (680 amino acids)
Biological process (GO): RNA modification
Molecular function (GO): protein binding; RNA binding
Source: RefSeq, a predicted model, not a curated record
AGAAUCAAAACAUCUCUAGCAGUUUAUUUGUAGAAGAUGAUAGGAAUUGCAGGUUUCUACCUUUCAUUAAAAUGCACGCUUCAUGUUCCUCGCUUCCUCCUCUUUGGACCUCCUCCUCCAUCGAUGCGCCACCCCUCGCCAAGCUCAGCAAAUCCAUGCCCUUAUCCUCCUCACCGGCCAUCACAACCACUCUCCCUUCCUCUCCGCCCGCCUCAUCUCCCUCUACUCGCACCUCAACCUCCUCCCGGCCGCCAUCUCCCUCUUCCUCUCCGCCCCCUCCCCCUCUUCCUCUAUCUUGUGCAACUCCAUCCUCCGUUCCCUUCUCUGCCAUUCACAACCUUUCCAAGCCAUUUGCCUCUACCGCCGCGCUCGCUCUCUCAACGCCAUUCCCGAUGGCUUCACCUUCCCCCUCGCUAUCCGUGCCUGCACUUCUCUUACCGAUUCUUCCCUCUGCGUCGCCGUCCACGCCCAGGCCGUCACCAUGGGCUUCGGUAACCACCUACAUGUUGCCAACGAGCUGGUCUUGUUGUACGGUCAUCGGGGGCAAAUGGACCUUGCACGCAAGGUGUUUGAUGGAAUGCGUGUGAGAACAGUGGUCACUUGGAACAUUCUUGUUUCGGGAUACUCACAAAACCGCGAGUGGGAUAAUGCGCGCAAGGUGUUCGACGUUAUGCGAAGAUCAGGACCGACGCCCAAUUCGGUUACUUGGACGUCUCUGUUAUCGGCCUAUGCCCAGUGCCAAUGCUAUAAUGAGGUGGCUGAUGUUUUUGAUGAGAUGAGGGAGUGUGGUUGUGAGGCUACUGCUGAGGCGGUGGCUGUGGCUUUAUCUGUUUGUCCUUAUGUAGGUAGCAAUGGUGGCCGUGAUGGGUUGGAGAAAGGGAAGGAGAUUCAUGGCUUUGUUGAAAGGAGCGGCUUUGAAGGGUUUUCUUUUGUGAGGAACUCACUUGUAUGCAUGUAUGGGAAGCUUGGGAACAGUGGUGACGCAGAGAAAUUGUUCUCUGAGAUGGAAAUGAGGGAUUUGGUGAGUUGGAAUGCGCUGAUCUCAAGCUAUGCUGCUUCUGGUUGCUGUGACGAAGCAUAUGAGGUGUUUUGCAGGCUGCAGGAAGCUGGAGAGCCUAAACCAAGUGUAGUGAGCUGGAGUGCGGUGAUAGGAGGUUUUGCAUCCUGUGGAGCGGUGGAGAAAUCUGUGGAACUUUUCCGGCUUAUGCAGAGAGCUGGUGUUAAGUAUAAUGCAGUAACUCUGGCCACUGUUUUAUCUGCAUGUGCUGAGCUAUCGUCAUUUGGCUCAGGUAGAGAGAUACAUGCUCACACCAUACGAAAUUUGAUGGAUGGUAACAUAUUGAUACAGAACGGGCUGCUCAACUUGUACACAAAGAGUGGUGGUCUCAACUAUGGAUGUUUGGUUUUUGACAGAAUAAAAGGUAAAGAUUUGAUCACUUGGAACUCCAUGAUCAAUGGCCAUGGGUUGCAUGGAUCAUGCGACAAAGCUCUCAGCACAUUCAGAAGCAUGGUUGCAUGUGGGUUGGAGCCUGAUGGGAUCACAUUUGUUGCAGUUCUCUCAGCUUGUAGCCAUGCAGGGCGAGUCACUGAGGGGCGAAAAGUGUUUGAUUUAAUGGUUCAUCAGCAUGGAAUUUCACCUGGUUUGGAGCAUUAUUCAUGCAUGGUGGACCUUCUUGGGCGAGCUGGGCUGAUAAGAGAAGCGAGUGAGCUUGUAGAGAAUAUGCCUAUGAGACCCAAUGCUUGUGUUUGGGGAGCUCUGUUGAGCUCCUGCAGGAUACAUGGGAAUGCAGCCAUGGCGGAGGAUACAGCUUCAAGGAUUUUGGGGCUUGAGGAGGAGACUUCGGGGAUCCGCAUGUUGAUCUCUAAUAUAUAUGCUGCAACUGGGAGAUGGGAGGACUCAGCGAGGGUGAGGGUGAUGACAAGGGAGAAAGGGAUCAGGAAGAACCCUGGCCAGAGUUGGAUUGAGGUGAAUAAGACUGUUCUUGUGUUUUCAGCUGGUGGUUCAUUGCCUCCUGGUGCAGAGGGAGCUUAUGAUGUAUUGGAAGAUUUAAAUAUGCAGAUGGAGACUGAGAACCAAGUGGCAAGUGACUGGUUUUUGUUGGAUUGGGCAGAUGAAGAAGCAUAAUGGUAUGAAGAUUUUGUAUUCUUUUAAAUCUACAGAGAUAAGAUUGCCGUUUGAAGAGAAUUUUAGAAGUAUCUCAAGACUUCAUCUCUUUCAUAGGAAGCAAUUUCUAAGCUUGAGGGAGAUGAUAGUUUAUUGAGGUCAGAGGGAGAUUUUAUGAGCAUAAUUCCCUUUUAAUCCUGACAACAGCUUAUCUUAUAAGAAGUUAAGGGUAUCGUUAACGAAGACGCCGGAGGGUAGCACCGGAAGAACAAAAAACUCAAUGGAACAGUAGAAAACUGUAGAAAGUUUUAAUGAUCUUCUAUCUCUCUUCUCUUCAACUACAGCUAUAUGCUCUUAGCAGCUUAAGAUUACUAAAUAAAGUUAAACAGGGAAUUAAGAUAA